AUGACUCAUGCGCCAGAAAUUAGGGAACAAGUACAACAGGUGUUAAGGAAUUUUUGGAUAAAUAUAUUUUAUUUAGGUUAUACUGUCAUCGACUAUCCUGCUGGUUGCGUGCUAGCAGUGGAAAAGGUCACGUGCUUGUUGGAAAGGUUACGUGCUUGUUGGUUAGUAUAUGGUAUUGGUAGACUAUCUUGUGGGUUACGUGCUUACAGGGAAAGGUUGCGUGCUUAUCCAUCAGUCAAUCUGCAGAUUAAGCAACAAAACAUUCAUAUGAACCUUAAAUUGGUUGAGGAAAAAAGGGAGUUGCUUGAGAAGGAACAAGAUGAAUUGAAGGAUUGGAUUUGUCUCGAACAGAUUAAAUAUGAACCCAAGAGGAUAAGGAGAGAAAGUAAUACCUAUUAUUCACAGGUGAUGACAGAAUCUCAGCAAUCUGCCACACUGUACUUAACACUACUGAUGACGGAAGUCACUGAAUAUUCAAGCAUAAAUUUGGAUUUGGGAAGUUUAGACAGAUCUAAAAAUAAUAGCAUAUAUGUCUGUGAUGACUCUAGUUCUUGUGAAAGCAUGCCAUGUCCAAGUCCAACUCGUUCAGUCACAAAUACUUUAAUAAGGAUGCCUAAUAAGUCAAUUAUUACAAAGGCUACUUAUAAUGAAUAUUCUUCUGCACAUAUAAUAAGUGCUUUCAAUUUAACAAUUCAUCUUGUCAAGGCAACUAUUAGAGAACAAAUUUAUUCUAAAAUCGAAUCUAAAAUAAUUUUGGAAACAAAAAUUAAUGAUAAUCAAAUGACAGAUGAGGAUAGGUUUAUAUUCUUCAUACGAUAUGCGUUACUAGACUUUGUCUCAAAGUUUAUGAUGCCAAAAGUUUUGGAUCCAUUUUCUGAUGUAAAAUAUAUGUGGAUAGAAAAGAAUGUAAGAUCCAUAAAAGAGGCAAAUAUCAUGUUUACAAGUAAUUUUGGGAAGCGAAAAACAGAUUUACUCAUUCUUAGAUUGUCAGAUGCAAGAGAGUUUUUGAAUGUCGAAGUGUCUGGACCUCCUUACAGAUCUAUGAAAAAACACACAGUUGGUGAUGUUAAAAAGCUAUUAAUGAUAGCUAUUUCAGACAAAAGAAAAUAUUUGGCUUUAUUCGUAGAACAAGAAAAAUUACAAAGGAAAAUUCGUUCCUUUAUUCCAGGUGGCGAUUGUACUGAAAAUCUAAGAGAUUGGUUACAUCUACCAGAUGAUGAUAUUUUACUUGUUACUGGAGAAGAUAUGAAUGAAAAUAUUUCUUUGAUAUGA
Molecule: messenger RNA, 1272 nt
Organism: Funneliformis mosseae
Lineage: Eukaryota; Fungi; Glomeromycota; Glomeromycetes; Glomerales; Glomeraceae
Source: the annotation of a GenBank genome assembly